UCUUUUCCAGCUUGUAAUUUCCCCUAUUUAUAUCACAGCUUUUUAGUUGUUAAUUUCUCUCUCUCUAUCUCUGUGAUUGUGAAGUAAACCGCCAUUUUCCGGCCAAGUUCUUGGUCGUUUGCAAUGGCGAUCUUUGAAUUCCGAUUUUGGAACUGCAAGGUUAAGAUGGUUUUGAUGAUGAAUUGUAGUGAAGCAUCCUAGGAGGAGCGCCUUGUUCUUCUUCUUCUUCAGUAAAUGGGCUGUUUUCAGUCGACAGGAAGGAGACAAUUCCCGGGAUAUGAGGACCCCGUUGUCCUCGCUUCGCAGACCGCAUUUAGUGUUAGCGAAGUUGAAGCCUUGUUUGAGCUAUACAAGAGCAUCAGCAGUUCUGUCAUUGAUGAUGGAUUGAUAAACAAGGAAGAAUUUCAGCUAGCUCUUUUCAAAAACAGGAAGAAAGAAAACCUUUUCGCAAAUCGGAUCUUUGAUAUGUUUGAUGUUAAGCGGAAGGGAUACAUUGAUUUUGGCGACUUUGUUAGGUCACUUAAUUUCUUCCAUCCGAAUGCUCCACAGGAAGACAAAAUUGACUUUUCAUUUAAGCUCUACGACUUGGAUAAUACAGGCUUUAUUGAGCGCCAAGAGGUCAAGCAGAUGUUGAUUGCACUUCUUUGUGAAUCCGAAAUGAAGCUGGCUGAUGAGACCAUUGAAAUAAUACUUGAUAAAACUUUCAUGGAAGCUGAUGUCAACCAAGAUGGGAAAAUAGAUAAAACUGAAUGGCAAAACUUCGUUUCGAAGAAUCCGUCGUUAUUAAAGAUCAUGACCCUUCCAUAUUUGAGGGAUAUUACAACAACAUUUCCGAGUUUUGUGUUUAAUUCGGAGGUCGAUGAGAUUGCAACAUAAGGGACUGUUAAUAGUUUAGGAAGAUUUAUGCAGUUAGGGUGGGAAAUUUUUUUUUUCUUUGCGUGUAUUUGUAUCAUGAAACCAAGCAGCUGAGAAAUGAAAAAGGAAAGAAAGAGGGAUGAAUGUGUAUUGAUACAAGUGAAGCUGUCUACAUUGGUUUGUUGGAAGGUUGUGACUGGGGGUUUAUAUUAGCUGCUCUCAGUCAAAUUGUAAAGCACCUUCUAUUUUUUUUUAUUUUUCUAGUCAGUUUUUCACUGUACUACCAAUGCUUUGCUCCCUGGGAAAUUAAAGUUU
Molecule: messenger RNA, 1170 nt
Organism: Morus notabilis
Lineage: Eukaryota; Viridiplantae; Streptophyta; Magnoliopsida; Rosales; Moraceae
Product: calcineurin B-like protein 1
Exons: 9
Coding region: 235-876 (213 amino acids)
Biological process (GO): calcium-mediated signaling
Molecular function (GO): calcium ion binding; kinase binding
Source: RefSeq, a predicted model, not a curated record